AGGAUACCUCUACAUUCAGCGUGCCCUCUAGAAACAUGGUCGAUCUCAAGCAGCAGCUGAACGCCAUCGACUAUUUUGGUGUAGUGGCGGUUUGGUUGAGCUUCUUCUCCAUCAUUUUCAUCAUCUCUGUUACUUGCAUACUCUGGUGCUGUGUAAGCAAAGACGACGAUUCGACAGUGUUUGCAAAGUAUGGCAUGGGACCUCGUCAGCGUCAGCGGCCGACGGCGCAUGCGGAAUGAAUGAAUUCUCUGCAUGAUAAUCUAGUGGCAACAACGGUAUAGGUACUUGAUUCUCUUACUAGAAAAAUUCGAAUAUCCACCUCGGCAUUCAAAGUUAUGUUCCUUAAGUCGCAAACGUUCAGAGAUUUGUGAGUGUCGCUUUUGUGUGAUUCGUCUAAGCUCUCCCUGCUCAUACGUACACCUCUGUUCUAGUUCAUUUCCAGUAGUUGCAGUCAACUAGAGGUUUUUUGAGCAACUUUCAUUUGUAAUAUCGAUUCAUUUCAUCAGAAUUGCCAGAUCGCCAAUUUAUUCUGUACUUACCAACCUAUUCUUCAUUAAAUGAUAACCGAUAAAUAUGUUUGUCGGUAAAGCAUAAUAUGAGUGUCAACCUGUCAACAAUCGAAGUGAUGAAAAGAG
Molecule: messenger RNA, 635 nt
Organism: Cylicocyclus nassatus
Lineage: Eukaryota; Metazoa; Nematoda; Chromadorea; Rhabditida; Strongylidae
Source: the annotation of a GenBank genome assembly